AUGGGCCUCGUCCUCGCCGUGUGGAGGGUCGUUGUCGACGUAGCCAGCUUCUGGCGCAAGAAACUGCUUUGUUGGUAUUCGAGUCGCAACCCCGUCGAACUAUGGCUGCACCUCCUGCGCGAGGCCACCACCUACGAAGAGUGGGAGGAGGCGUCUCUCCAUAUCGACAACCUCCUCGGACUCGACCUAUGGCGCAACAACCCAACAUCAAAAUACUAUGACUGGAGACUUCUCACGUCUCGUCUGCACUCCCUGAUCGAAGCGCGCGAGGGGGGUGACUUUACCACCCUAGUCGACCUUCUUCGAUCGGGUCUCGUCCGGAACUUGGGCAACAUCACCAGCCCCAAGUUGUACAAUCGCGCACUCUCGGGUACCAAAUACCUCAUCGAGGAGUAUAUCACGCAAGUCGCCGAAUCGAUCGAGGAGAUAUCAACGCUGCCCACGAGCCACGCAAAUGGCAACCCCACUGGGGACAUGGUCCUCACCAACCAGAUGAAACUGGAUUUCAUACACGACACCCGGCAAGCGUUCGGCCGGAGCACCCUCGUCCUGCAGAGCGGCGCCAUGUUUGGCCUCUGCCAUCUCGGCGUCGUCAAAGCUCUGUUCUUGAGGGGGCUGCUGCCACGCAUCAUCACCGGCACGGCGACAGGCGCCCUGGUGGCCGCGCUGGUGGCCAUUCACACCACGGAGGAGAUGCCAGCUGUGCUAAAGGGUGAAGGAAUCGAUCUGUCUGCCUUUGCGUCAGUGCUGAGCGCCGCCGGAGCUGCCGAGAGAAGGGGCCUGCGGUCGAGGUGGGAUACACUCACGAGGAGGGUCAAACGCUUUGUCAGAGAGGGGUACUUCUUCGACGUCAAGGUCUUGGAGGACUGUGUCCGAGCCAACGUGGGCAACUUGACCUUUGAGGAGGCAUACAAUCGCAGCAAGAGGGUGCUCAACAUCACCGUGGCUACGGGGAGCAACGGCGGCGUGCCUACUCUGCUCAACUACCUGACAGCACCCAACGUCCUCAUCUGGACGGCGGCCGUUGCCUCGAAUGCAUCGUCGCCGACACUCUAUGGCACGGGCAAGACGACCCUCCUGUGCAAGGACCUUGACGGCAACAUUGUGCCAUGGGCUCCAGCGAAUAUGGCCGACUUUCACCACUGGACGCACAUCUCCUACAACGACCGUGACUCGCCGCUGCGACGCAUCGCCGAGCUGUUCAACGUGAACCACUUCAUCGUGAGUCAGGCGAGACCGUAUCUCAUCCCGUUCCUCCAAUCAGACAUGCAUGGCCCUGCAGUCCUCGAAUCGAAGGGCUGGACCACCCAGCUCUCCGCCUUCAUGAUCCGCGUGGUGGGCCUUGAGAUUCGGCAUCGUCUGCGUCAGCUCGAUACCCUGUGUCUACUGCCCGCCAGCAUCCGGCGGUUCUUGGUCGACGAGCAGAUCCCCGCCGCGUCCAUGACCUUAGUGCCCGAAGUGACGGCGUCCGAUUUCGUCCGUCUCCUCGAGACACCAACCCGCGAGACGGUCAACUACUGGAUACUCAGGGGGGAGAGGAGUGUGUGGCCGGCCGUGGCGGCGCUACGGAUACGCUGCGCCGUCGAGAAUGAGUUGGACCGGUCGUAUCAGGUCGUGCGCAAGCUCAAGGCGGGUGGGCUCAGGCGCAAAGGCAAUUUAUACGUCUUGAUUUGCAUCAUGGAACCAGAGAAGGAGAAGGAGAUCGCGCCUGGGCAAGACCGCGGCCACUUACGCUCGGUGGCAUCCAUGCUCGCCCACCCUUUCCACAGUCCACGGGCCACCAAAGAGGUACCAUCGCCCUCAGCCACAAGCGGAGAUAUCACAUCCGAGGAAGCUGCCCACAAGGGUGUGCAAGAAAAAACAGUUGAUGAUGAUUGGAUCCUCAUCACAGAACAGAUGGAUGCUGUCGUGGUCUGCAGCACAGCAGCAGCAGCAGCAGUUCGUGACACUCCCGCCGAGCCGACCGGCGCCCCCGAGACGAGCCGCGACGCCCACCGUAUAGCCGAGCAGAUUGCCGAUUUCCAAAGGCACCGUGACAAGACAGUGUCAAAGAAAGCGAAGGGCAAGCAACCCGCAGCCGUAGCAUCGUCAUCGUCAUCGGCAUCAGUGCCGCCACCACCGCCACCAGCGGACCGCGCAAGGAUGGAAAUUCUGGAGCAACUCAGGGAGAACAGGCGGAGGAUGCAGAACGGACUUUCUCUCGACGAUCUGCCUACAUGUACCGACAAGACCACGGCGCGCAACCACGUCGACUACAUGCCGACGACGGAAGCUCAGCCCUCUCAGCCCCCGUCCUCCGCCGAAGUAAGCUACGCCGCUGGUCCUGCCAUGGGCUAUACCGCGUCCCCCUGGAGGCAAUUUGACGCGCACCUCUUUGACGAUCCGUCACUGUAUUUUCAGCGACCGUUCGAUCCGCCGUCUAGUGCCCGUGCCCCGUGCCAAAGAUUCCCACAAGCGUACAUGUAUCCUGAGGCGUACGACCAGGACCAAGAACAACCGCAGCCGUGCGGACCUGUUGUGUAUGGGUCGUCGGGGCACUAUCCGUACUAUCAGUAG
This is a messenger RNA of Emericellopsis cladophorae, 2556 nucleotides long. RefSeq lists its product as uncharacterized. The coding region runs from base 1 to 2556 and encodes 851 amino acids. The record is from RefSeq and is a predicted model, not a curated record. Lineage: Eukaryota; Fungi; Ascomycota; Sordariomycetes; Hypocreales; Bionectriaceae. Gene Ontology annotation, biological process: lipid metabolic process. The transcript is spliced from 4 exons. Gene Ontology annotation, molecular function: triacylglycerol lipase activity.